Anguilla rostrata (American eel) is the source of this 6003-nucleotide messenger RNA. RefSeq names its product itchy E3 ubiquitin protein ligase b (gene itchb). Gene Ontology annotation, molecular function: protein binding; ubiquitin protein ligase activity. Gene Ontology annotation, cellular component: cytoplasm. The transcript has 24 exons. The coding region runs from base 180 to 2804 and encodes 874 amino acids. Gene Ontology annotation, biological process: proteasome-mediated ubiquitin-dependent protein catabolic process; protein K48-linked ubiquitination; protein K63-linked ubiquitination. Lineage: Eukaryota; Metazoa; Chordata; Actinopteri; Anguilliformes; Anguillidae. The record is from RefSeq and is a predicted model, not a curated record.
AGCCGCCCAACGUUGCGUAAUCACGUGAGAAGGUUACGAAGAUGGUGGAAGUUUCUUUCCUGGAGUAAACUGGAGUGGAACCCGCACAAUAAAGACUACAGUGUCCCCCUGACAACUUGGGCGCACGUUUUUAAUUUAAUCCACUUACAGAUACGGGUAGACCGCUCCAGCCCUGUGUAAUGGCCUGCAGCAAUGCCAAACCAGGCUCUGUCAAUGGCUACCCCCUGAAGGCACAGCUUCAGAUCACUGUCCUCUCAGCCAGACUGAGAGAAAGCAGGAAGAACUGGUUCGGGCCCAGUCCGUACGUGGAGGUCGCUGUGGACGGACAGUCCAAAAAGACCGAGAAAUGCAACAACACCCACAGCCCCAAGUGGAAACAGCCUCUCACUGUAAUCGUCACUCCUUUCAGUAAGCUGGUCUUCCGUGUGUGGAGUCAUCAGACUUUAAAAUCGGACAUUCUGUUAGGAACGGCCACGCUUGAAGUUAGCGAAACGCUGAAAUCCAAUGACAUGAAAAUCUCGGAGGUGGUGCAGACGUUGCAGCUCAGCUCGGACCAGGACCUGACGGACGUGGUGGGAGAUCUGUCCGUCUGUCUGGAUGGCAUGCAGGUGGAUCCAGAAAUGUUUGCCGCCGCAGAGCUCAACAAAGCAAAUGCUGUUCCUAAUGGAGACUCUCGACAGAAUGGUGACCAUAUUCGGAGCAGCAGGGACGCCUCGCCCUCGGUCGACAGCCUGGAGGACAGGCCCACCCCUAACGGCAGAGUGGCCAACAAGACAGCGUCCCCCUCCCUGUCUGCGGGGGGGUCCAGGCCCUUCAGACCCCCACGACCCUCCCGGCCUCCGCCCCCCACCCCUCGCAAGCCCGCCCCCUCACCAGCGGUGUCCUCUAAUGGGCCGGCCCCCAGCAACGGCGACGGGACGACAAGCUCGGAAGCCGCGGCGCGGGUGUCGGCCGCGGGGGCCCCUGAGACGGCCGACGGCCUGGGGCCCCCAGAGCCCGGGGCCGCAGGAGGCAGGCAGGCGGCCGGAGCCGGCCCCGCCACUCCCAGAAUCCCCUCUGUCAACGCCGCCCCAAUGCCCCCUGGGUGGGAGCAGAGGGUGGACCCCAACGGGCGCAUGUAUUUCGUGGAUCACGUAGAGAAGAGGACGACUUGGGAGAGGCCAGAUCCCCUGCCUCCGGGGUGGGAGCGGCGUGUGGAUCCCAUGGGCAGGGUGUACUUUGUGGAUCACAUCAGCAGGAGCACCACGUGGCAGCGCCCCACGGUGGAGUCGGUCAGGAACUACGAGCAGUGGCAGCACCAGCGCGACCAGCUGCAGGGAGCUAUGCAGCAGUUCAACCAGAGGUUCAUCUUCGGGCUUCAAGAUGCGGUUUCUGCAGCACAGAACAAGGAGUUUGAUCCCCUGGGACCUCUGCCACAUGGAUGGGAGAAACGGACGGACAGUAACGGCAGGGUGUACUUCCUGCAUCACCCGACUCGCAGCACGCAGUGGGAGGACCCGCGGACUCAGGGGCUGCUGAAUGAGAAGCCGCUGCCGGAGGGCUGGGAGAUGCGCUUCACGGUGGACGGAAUCCCCUACUUCGUAGACCACAACCGGAAAACCACCACCUACAUCGACCCGCGGACCGGGAAGUCCUCACUGGAAAAUGGCCCACAGAUCACAUACGUGCGAGACUUCAAAGCCAAAGUUCAGUACUUCCGGUUCUGGUGUCAGCAAUUGGCAAUGCCUCAGCACAUUAAGAUCACCGUAACCCGGAAGACUCUGUUUGAAGACUCGUUCCAGCAGAUCAUGAGCUUCAACGCACAGGACCUGCGACGACGACUUUGGAUCAUUUUCCCAGGAGAGGAAGGAUUGGACUACGGGGGUGUGGCCAGGGAGUGGUUCUUCUUGCUCUCACACGAGGUGCUGAACCCUAUGUACUGCCUGUUUGAGUACGCCGGGAAGGACAACUACUGUCUGCAGAUAAACCCCGCCUCCUACAUCAACCCCGACCACCUCAAAUACUUCAAGUUCAUUGGCCGCUUCAUUGCCAUGGCACUGUUCCACGGGAAGUUCAUUGACACGGGGUUCUCCCUCCCCUUCUACAAGCGCAUGCUUAACAAGCCUUUGAGCUUAAACGAUCUGGAGUCCAUCGAUCCUGAGUUCUACAACUCCCUCAUCUGGAUCAAGGAGAACGACAUUGAGGAGUGCGGGCUGGAGAUGUACUUCUCUGUGGACAAGGAGAUCCUGGGGGAGAUCACCACUCACGAGCUCAAGCCGGAUGGAGGGAACGUUCUCGUAACGGAAGAAAACAAAGAGGAGUACAUCAGGCUGGUGGCGGAGUGGAGGCUGUCUCGCGGCGUGGGGGAGCAGACGCAGGCCUUCUUCGAGGGCUUCAACGAGGUCCUGCCCCAGCAGUACCUGCAGUACUUCGACGCAAAGGAACUGGAGGUGAUGCUGUGCGGGAUGCAGGAGAUCGACCUGGGGGACUGGCAGAGGAACACGAUCUACCGCCACUACGCCCGCAGCAGCAAGCAGAUCCUCUGGUUCUGGCAGUUUGUUAAGGAGAUGGACAAUGAGAAGCGGAUGCGACUGCUGCAGUUUGUCACGGGCACCUGCAGACUUCCUGUUGGGGGCUUCGCGGACCUGAUGGGGAGUAACGGGCCACAGAAGUUCUGCAUCGAGAAGGUCGGUAAGGAGAACUGGCUGCCCAGGAGUCACACAUGCUUCAAUCGCCUGGACCUGCCCCCUUACAAGAGCUACGAGCAGCUGAAGGAGAAGCUGAUGUUCGCCGUCGAGGAAACCGAAGGCUUCGGGCAGGAGUGAUCCACCGCGCCCGGCAACAGCAGCAGACCCGAGAGACCCCGUCGCGUUUGAGGUUUCUUGCCAGCGGCGGUCUGACCUUUGACCUUUAGUAUUUGCUUGGGACGCAUUUUCCACGGGGCUUGUGUAGUCCGUCACUGGAGAGGGGAGGUUGUCUCCUCGGUACCCUGCCGCUCCCCCCCUGCCUCCCUACCCCCCUCAGCUAUGCCCCCUGGGAAGGUGAUGGGGGGGGGCCCACUUAGGGGGGUAAAAAAUAAGCACUUUAACAAGAAACCUUUCCGCUUGUGAAUGUGUUGAGUUUUGUUGGUUCGGACUCGAACUCAAAAAGCACAUUCUCCUUUCCUCAGACAGUCCGUUUCCUCAAGCUCAGAACUGACCACAGAAACAGUGCUUUUAUGCAUUUUUCAUACAUUUUGGACAGCCCAGUUUGUGUGAAUUCUGGAAUCCCCGUAUGAGUUUCCUCAUUGGAUGUCUGUAUACUUCCCAUAAUGCCGGGUGUUUAGGCUUUCAUCUGUUUGGGUGAUGGGGAAAUUUGAGGAGUGCCUGUGACACAUUCAGGAAACCGAUGCAACUUCAUAAACAGCAUUUAGGAAUGGUUGGAAAUCAUGCUACACGGAGAUGAUGCUAAGUGAAUUAGCUGAAGAGUGUAGAGAAAGCCAGCUAUGAACCCAGACCUAAAAACACUCUGGAACCAGGCUAAGUGAAUGUACUUACCUAACCUGCGGAUGCACAUUAAAGUCAACUUGUUUUUUUUAACACCACUAAUCGUUAGCAGUCAAGAGACUGAAUGGUGAAUGGCUGGCCAAUCAGAUUCUGCUCCUGACAAAUGUCAUUUUUUAUCAAGCAAAGGUGUUCAAAUUCCAUUCAUCUCAGGUGAUGUCACACGUUGACGGACGGUCAGCAUCUGUCGUGGCUGGACAACGUCUCUGUAAUCAGCCAAUCUUAAUGGCACAACCCUGGAUAAUAGAGCUGUUGAUAAAGGCCUUUGAACCGGUCUACGUCUGGUCUGCGCCUAGGCUUCUAGCCUCGUGUCUGUAUGCACCGUGGUUGUGGUGUGCGUCCCGUUCCUCGUUGAUUAGCCAGCCCACAAAGGUAACGCAGCGUAAAAACCAUGAAAGAGGCGUACGCCGCUGGAUCUAAUUUAAUUUCUGUUGUCGUCUGAGGGAAAACUCCCAGCGGCCAGGACCCUAGUUUUAUAGGACCUUCCUGACUGAUUAUUUUAGCCGUCUCCGCCUGUUUCCUGUGGAGGAAGGGGCGAGAGGGAGUGUGUAGCCUAGUGAAUCAAGUUCUGGGGGGUUUUUUGUCUGUUUUUUUUUUUGAGGCAGCUGAUGCCUGUCCUAGAUAAUGUGAGAGUGAACUUUUGUAUUAAAACUGGAGGGCCGGCGGGCUGGGGGGGUGGGGGGAAUAGUGGCUCUGGUGGGACACUGCACUAAACGGACGCCGCUGUCUUCCUGUGACGUCAGCUAAAAACGGGGCUCCGAUCUUUCACAGCGGGGAGACAGGCCAGUCGAAGGCAAACAGAACUCUAGACAGACCCUUCAGAGUUUAAAGAUAGUAUGUUCAUUUUUUCAUUUAUUAUUUUCCCCAAAUUUUGAGCUUUUUUGUAGUAGUACUGAAAAUCCUCUGUACUUCCUGUAUUGCCGACCAUAUAAGUGUAAAUUUAAGUAUGUUGAAUGGCUAUUCAAUAUACUUAAAACUGGAUAAAAUCAUGAAAAACGAUCUGGUCGCAGAUGUAUUUAUUUUGAAACAUUGAAGAUUGACAUCUUGACAAGCCUGGAGACAUGACCCAGAAGGCUUGUCUGAAAAGCAGGAAAAAGGGUUACUUGCUGUAAUGGGGGAGGUGGCGCAUGGGGGAAUAUUCUGACCUCUGUUUUCAGUGACAUUUCACUUUGGCAUAAACAUGUACUGUAUUUAUUAAAAGCAGCGCUGUUAUUACCCCUGCUAAAUUUAGCUCCUGGCCCAGCACAGCCCAAUAUUAAUUCCCCUCUCUCACAUUGGUGCUUUGGCGAAUGUUUGGGAAAUUUUGUCUAAUAAUUUAAACUCAGAACUAAGAUUAAGGAAUAUUUCAACUACAAAUACUGCCAAUCUUUGAAGAAACCGCCGGUUUAGCGGUAUUUGUAGUGUGCUAUUAAGGGCUCUUUAGCGAUAUGAAAAGCUUUAAAGCACAGUUUGAGUAAACGCAGGCAUAGCCACACAUUUUCCCUGGGACUUUGAUCAAACUCAGCACAUGAAACUUCUCAGAGCAGUUAGCUUUGAACCUGCGUAAGCCUGUUUCCUCACUUUCUGCAAGCUGUCGCGACGGAUAUCAGAAUCACGGGUGCUAACGGUGCAGCCGUGUGAGCAUACGAGAGUUUUCUACGCCUAAAGGAAACUCAUUUGCAUACGGAGCGGUACCUUCGCGCUACAAGAGGUUUCGGUUUUACAAGGGCUAAUUGCACGGAACCUUUGGUCGAUAAAAGAUCUGACACAGAGCGAAGAGCAGCAAGCUUUUACCGCGUUUAGACUGGUAGUUGCGUUACAACGACAGUUGUUUAGCUGCAAUGCGUGCAGUUUUGUGAACCUUUUGCGGUACUACUGAAUAUGGAUCAGACUGCGUCUGUGCACAUAAAGACGUCUUUGUACAGGAGCCCUGUAUAUUAUAUUUCCUUUCAAAUAUUUUUUUUUUUUUUGGUACUACAAUAUCAUGAUUCAGACCUUGACAAAAAAAAGCCGUAUCCUGUGAUUCUCACACAAACCUGAAAAUAGAACAGAAAAAAAAAACAUCCACAUGUACAAUGCUGUGACAUGUCAUUAUCAGCAGUAGGUGGCGCCAUCGUCGUCCUACCACUGUUCAGAACGCAAUGUUCUCUUACCGUCUCGUAUGAAUACAAAGAGCAUUCUGUGUAUACAGGAUCUGAGAAUUGUGUGUACAUGGUAAACAUGUCAUUUAACGGACUUCACAGGCUUUCUCUGUCUGUUUCAGCGGUAUAAGAAACCAGGGGAAGUGUCCUCUACAUUUAAUUUAUGCUGCACUGAAAUGUGCUAACUGUUUCCACAUUUAUUUUUUCAGCCUACAUACCAAGCUACUCUGAUCUAACCUCUUGUAAAUGAACCGCUGUAAAUUAUGUUAAUACAUCCGUUUUAAUCCUUCUGUAAAAAAAAAAACAAAAAAAAACAAAUAAAAGGAAAACUGGGGCUAAUGGUUGACAUACCAUUUAAGAAA